Micropterus dolomieu (smallmouth bass) is the source of this 2863-nucleotide messenger RNA. It is a transcript of the gene c7a, whose product is annotated as complement component 7a. Gene Ontology annotation, cellular component: membrane attack complex. The record is from RefSeq and is a predicted model, not a curated record. Lineage: Eukaryota; Metazoa; Chordata; Actinopteri; Centrarchiformes; Centrarchidae. Bases 134 to 2659 code for a protein of 841 amino acids. The transcript has 18 exons. Gene Ontology annotation, biological process: immune response. Gene Ontology annotation, molecular function: protein binding.
CGUACGCACACACACACAUUGUUUCCCUCAGGAGGUUCUAUGGAAUGUCCUUCCAAGAGUUUGACUCCCUAACAAGAAACAACAAGCGUCAAAGGCAAUUCAAGACUCUUCUGUUUGCUGCUCUUCACUCGCCAUGAAGAACACUACACAACUUGUUUUGGCAGUCUUGCCAUGGCUGCUAUCCCUGCUCACUCCCGAGGGGUUUUGUGACCAGAGAGUUCAUUGCCAGUGGGGGCCUUAUGGCGAUUGGUCAGCGUGUGAUGGCUGCACCAAAUUACAGACAAGAAGCCGAGCCAUGGCUGUCUACUCUCAGUUUGGAGGGAACCCCUGCGAUGGAAAGCGGUCAGAGACCAGGUCCUGUGAAACCACACAAGGCUGCCCUCUAGAGGAUGGAUGUGGAGACAGGUUUCGCUGUCGAUCGGGCAAGUGUGUCAGCCAAACUCUGGUGUGUAACGGAGAUCAGGACUGUGAGGAAGAUGGACUCGAUGAAAGUGUCUGUGGCACUGAAAAAUACAUCAUAUGUACAGAAACAGCUUUACCACCCAACAUUGAUCUGCUAGGACUCGGGUUUGAUGUGGUGUCAGAGAAGUGGAGGGCCAGUGUCAUCAACACAAAGAGCUUUGGGGGCCAGUGUCGCACUGUCUUCAGCGGUGUCCACAACACUCUCUACAGACUGCCCCUUAGUACUCUCCAGUACAGCUUUAUGGUUAAAGCUCAGAAUGACUUCAGUGACGAGAUGUACACCAGUAGUUGGCACUAUGCAAAGGAUACUGUCAACAGACAGACGGUGUCCGGGACCACGACAGGAUAUCGAAACUAUGACCAUCAUGAGGCAACUGACAGGAGUCAGACAAAGAAGCUUCUGGUUUUAAAGAAUGACAUAGAAGUAGCGCAGUUCCAGAGCAACUCUCCUCAGUACCUUCCAAUAUCUGAGGAGUUGUGGAAGGCACUGGUCAAACUCCCCUCAGUCUACGACUACGCUGCCUACAGGAAGGUUUUGGAGAGGUUUGGAACACACUACUUGUCUGAGGGAACUCUUGGAGGCUCCUUGAAAAUCGUCGGCAGGGUUGAUAUAGAAACUGAAAAAUAUAUGUCUCUCGAAAGCUCGCAGUAUAAUGAAUGUGAAAGGACUAAACGCUGGGUUUUUAUUUUCCCCAUCACCCAUGUGGACUGCAGGAGUGGUCAACAUAGAAAAACACUUUCCAGGGGUUAUACCAGGAUAAAUGAGAACAGAGUGGUUGUGGACGUGCAGGGAGGAGGCAUCGAACAUAUAGCACCACUGGAGAACAUGCAGGUCGCCGAUCCAGACAAGAACUGGGAAAUGUACUCAAACUGGGCAGAGUCUGUUCGAUCAUUUCCAAAGGUCAUAAAACAAAAGCUGAGGCCACUGUCAGAGCUGGUGAAGGAGGUUCAGUGUGCCGGAGUGAAGAAGCUCUACCUUCGCAGGGCCAUAGAACAGUACCUUUCUGAGAGCGACCCCUGCCACUGCCAGCCAUGCAGAAACAAUGGUAUUGUUCUCAUGGAUGGAAGUGAAUGCAAAUGCAUCUGUAAGCCUGGCACAUCAGGACUGGCCUGUGAGCAGGGAACCGAAGCGGAGGGUCAGCCCGGAGUGAUCCACGGCAGUUGGGCCUGCUGGUCAGCCUGGUCAUCCUGCUCUGGGGGUCGAAGAUCAAGAAGUCGUUCCUGCUCCAAUCCCACACCUCAGAACGGAGGACAACACUGUAUCGGAGAACCCACUGAGACAACUGACUGUGAAGACCAUGACCUGAAAUAUUUAAAAACCAUGGAGCCUCAGUGUUUUGACCAAACUCUGCCAGCAAGUCAGAAGUGUAGAACCCCGCCUGCUUUAAUCAAUGGCUAUGUCCUGGACCCAAAAGACAUUUACCUCGUGGGUAGUAGGGUUGAGUACAGCUGCACUGAAGGUUACCAUCUUACUGGUCACAGCUCCAUAGAAUGCACUGCUGGCCAAACCUGGUCUGGCCGCCCUGGACUGUGCACAGUCUCAAGGUGCCAGAUUAACUCCUUCGCUGAGGAUGUCAUAGCCUCUCCUUUAAAGGUGGCCUAUGACAUAGGGGAGACAAUCACCUUGUCCUGUCCAGCGGGUAGACACCUACUAGGAGAAGCAACGAUCAUGUGUGACCCCAGUCUACAAUUUUCACCAGACCCAGCGGACAUCAAAUGCGGCCCAGUCACCACGCAACAGGAACCCACCUCUAUUUCGGUGCAGUGUAAACCGUGGGAGAAGUCUUCCAGAGGAAAAUGUGUUUGCAAAAUGCCUUUUGAGUGCAGUUCAUCUUUGGAGAUGUGCGCCACUAGUCCUGGGAGUAAAAAAUCACUCCUUCUGAAUGUGUGCAAAAUGCACGCACUGCAGUGUAUGGGGAAGAACCACGUGAUAGCAGAAGACAGCACCUGCAGGUGGCCAGAGCGCGACACAACAGGCUGCACCAGUUGUCACAUGUGGGAGACCUGUGACGAUCAAACCAACACGUGUCUCUGUAAGGAUUCUGCAGAUUGCUUGACCCCAGGAUUAAAUGUGUGUGUCCGCGUUGGGGUGAAUGCGACUGCAGACAUUCAGACCAUGAGCGAGUGUGAAGCCGGGCUACAGAGAUGUAAAGGAGAAAAGGUGUCAGUUGUCAGUAUCCUGCCUUGCGUUUCCUGAGGAUGCUGGAAGAGAUUUUGACCUUAUGACCUUCUGUCUCCCCCUUCUGUCUUUACACUAAUCUUCUGUAACAAUUUCCUCCAUAUUUUUCCAGUGAAUUAGUAUUAAGUGUCACUGCUUCAACACAUUUUAAAACUACAAUGUUAUGCAUGUUAAAAAUAUAAUGUAAAACUGUAUUAGGACAGUAAAUAGCAAAACACCAGC